AUGUCGUCCAUGCGCGCCCUCGUAUCUCCCCAGCUCCAAACCCUUCUCCGGCCGCAAGUCCUUCGUACUUCGCCGAGAUUCAUGCGAAUUCAGACCGCCGCGUUAUCAUCGGCCAUCUCAGAUGCCAUCAUCCAGGACCACCGCGAGCUGGAAAAGUACUACAAUGAGGUCAUAAACUCUACCGACCAUGAUCAUCAGCAACGCUUUGGGAACCAGUUCGUCUGGGAACUCGCGCGCCACUCCAUCGGCGAGGAACUGGUAGUCUAUCCUGCUUUUGAGAAGUACAUGGGACCCAAGGGUCAGGAGAUGGCAGACAGCGAUCGUCAGGAACACCACAAGGUCAAGGAACUUCUUAAACAAUUCCAGAACAUGAAAUCCACAGAUCCAGACUACGUGCCGAAGCUCAAGGAACUAUGGGCCCCGCUCUGGCAUCACAUCCAAGAGGAGGAGAAGCUUGAUUUGCCGGCUCUUGAACAGUCGCUCAAGGCCCAGGGUGAGGAGACAGAGACUUUGGCGAGGAGGUUCGACCGCACAAAGAAAUUUGUGCCGACACGAAGCCAUCCCACGGCAGGCGAGAAGCCACCGUUCGAGACUGUCAUGGGUCUCAUGGCCGCGCCUAUGGACAAGUUGGCUGAUAUGCUGCGCAAGUUUCCAGACCAGAGCAAGCUUUGA
This is a messenger RNA of Fusarium pseudograminearum CS3096, 672 nucleotides long. RefSeq lists its product as uncharacterized. NCBI's taxonomy places the organism in Eukaryota, Fungi, Ascomycota, Sordariomycetes, Hypocreales, Nectriaceae. The record is from RefSeq and is a predicted model, not a curated record. The transcript is spliced from 2 exons. The coding region runs from base 1 to 672 and encodes 223 amino acids.